CACAACCCAAACUUUUCAUUUCCCUUGCACUCAAACUUGGAGCAGACGGCGAACACGUUCCGUCUUUGUCUCUUUAUUCUCUUUCUAUGGGAUGUGUCAAGUCCCGGUUGAAACCUUUCGCAGCUAUUGUUAGCGCACUCCGUGGUGUCCCUGCGAUCCAAAUUCUAGAUCCCACAACCAACAGCCAGAAUGUCUGCCGAAGUUGAGUCUGCUCCACGCGGCAGCACUCUGGAGGAAGAUGAAGGUCACGACGGCGAUCUUGCGUCUGACGGUGACGGAGAUCUAUUUGGAGACGACGAUGAAGAGGAGCAACGGAAUGACCUCCAUAGAAAAUUAGACGAUUCAGAACUUGACUCCGGCGAUGACGAUGGUCGAAACGAUCGCGUUGCAACCACUGUGGAAGACGAGGAGGGUCUCUACGAAGAGCAGAAACAACUCAAACUUCUGGACGUGGACAUAGCACGAGUCAAACCACCCGAAGGCGACGAACUAUACCUCCUGAACAUUCCAAACUUCCUAGGUGUCAAACACAGAAAUUUUGACCCCUCGAGCUAUGAACCGCCCACCAGGCCCCAUGAUGGCCGCGAUCCCACGGCAGACUCUACUGCCAAAUUCUCCCCAUUCUCCACAGCCAAUACCUCCAUCUUCUGGCGCCGAGAUCCCAAGAACCCUGAAGUCAUACAAUCAAACUCGCGCAUAGUCCGCUGGUCGGACGGCAGUUUCACUCUACAGAUCGCCUCUAAGCCUCAAGACCAUUAUCGAAUCUCCACUACCGCAAUGCGACAGGGUUGGCCUAAGAAGCUGUCUGGUUCGCAACAUCAAGACUACGAUCCUACAAAGGAAACAAACCACUUCCUUGCUGCGCCUCACGCUGCGGCAGGCAUUGAUCUCCAAAUAAUUGCCCCCUUCGAUGCGUCGAUGAAGAUCCAGCCCGCGGGCGACCAAGCAGACGAGGCCGAAAUGAAACUCCGCCAAUCUAUUGCUGCCACCACGCAAAUGCACGAAUCCCCCACAACCUUCAAGUCUGUCAAAGAAGACCCUGAACUGGCUAAGAAGGCUGCGGAGAUGUUCGAAAAGGAGCGUGCUCGGGCGGACCGCCGCAGAGAGGCUGCUCAAGACCGGCAGUUCAUGCGUAGGGACCGCGUAUUGGGGAAAUCUGGGCUCGGUCGUUCAAUAGGUGGUGCAGGUCUCUCUAUUGCGGGAUUGGAAGAUGAUGACGGAAUGCCCACGGCCAGAGGGAAGAAGGCGACAGCUAAGCGACGCAAGACGAAUCGGCGCGGAGAUAUCUACUCGGAUGACGAAGAUGAGGAAACAUUCCGCCGGAGAGGUAGAGAAGAUGAGUAUGAUCGCGAAGAUGAUUUCCUCGCUGCGAGCGAUGAAGAACCUGAGAUUUACGAAGAUGAAGGAGAGGAGGAAGUCGAAGCCGAAGAAGAUCCGGAUGUUGACGACUUAGAGAUUGAGGGACGUGAGACGGUGAUUGAAAACCGCACUCGAGGCGGUGCUAGGGACCGAGAUCGAACUCCCAAACGCGCUUUGCGGGACGAGGACGAAGACGCCGAGGGCGAAGAAGACAACGAGGUUGGAGAAAGCAGAAGAGCUGUGGGAAGUCCUGCGGCCCGCAAGAAGAGGAGAAUCAUCGACGACGACGACGAAGACGAGGAGUAGUCGUCUCAUUGGGCUUUGUCGCACCCCUUGCCCUCCUAUCCUGUCUUGGAUAGCAUCGGUUCCGAAGUCGACCAGAUUCAUGGAUGGGUGCCAGUGCGACCGUUGGUGUUGUCAGAGCCCCUCGAUGCUACACACGAGGCAGCGAACCACGAGUCCUCGGCAUUUCGAGAUGUCAGCUAUGCAAACGGUUACAAACCUGGACAUGGCAUUUUUGCAUCCCGCUCUGCAUUGAAUUCCGCGGCAAAAAGGACGGGCAUAUUGGAUGCCAUGAUAUCGAAUGAUAUCAUUCACUUCGACUACCUCUUCUCCGCGGACACCACGGUCGCUCCCUGGCUCCCCGGCUCCCUGGUCACAGAGGAGUUGAGCUGCUCGCAGCAUUCCAACGACGCCGUGUCGCGUCAUGCCGUGCCGAGCCACGCCACGACCUAGCACUGGGCUCCGUGUCAACCUGACUCAAGCGCCAUGCUUUCUUGACCUUCCUUGACACGCGAACAUGUCAAGAUGUUGGCUUCACAGGCAGAACAUAGGGGCAGAGAACCGAGAAAAAGACCUCGGAAAGCCACUGAGGAGCAGAGCCUUCAGGACACGAACAGCCGAAAUAAACAAGGCACCAAAAAUGUGGUGGUUUUUUUUUUGGAAAAAAAAAAAAUUCUGAAUCUUCAUUUUCUCAAAUCUAUCUUGUUCUCCUCUUUCAUCCUCCUCGUGGAUCCUUUCUCGUCUUCGUAGGAUGACUUUUCGGACUAACAGUACAGGAGAAACAGCGCAGUCACGCUGAAUACACGGCCUGUGGCUUGGACAUAACGCUAUUUUCUUGCUGCGAUAUCCGAGACCCCUCAGGAAGAGCUGCUCUAUGCAGCUCUAGGACUGAAUGCCUUCACCAGGGGGUUAUAAUACAACACAAUUCGAAAACCCACUUCUGGACAGAACCGGCUUUCCUGGCUGACCACGGUAUCCACGGUCCAAAGGGCUCAAUGCAAAUAUCACACAAAGUCAACAAUCAAUCG
Messenger RNA from Cladophialophora immunda, 2669 nucleotides. RefSeq lists its product as uncharacterized. Gene Ontology annotation, molecular function: RNA polymerase II C-terminal domain phosphoserine binding. Gene Ontology annotation, biological process: positive regulation of transcription elongation by RNA polymerase II; transcription elongation by RNA polymerase II. Bases 190 to 1665 code for a protein of 491 amino acids. The record is from RefSeq and is a predicted model, not a curated record. Lineage: Eukaryota; Fungi; Ascomycota; Eurotiomycetes; Chaetothyriales; Herpotrichiellaceae. Gene Ontology annotation, cellular component: nucleus; Cdc73/Paf1 complex. The transcript is spliced from 2 exons.